CGGGGCUGUCGAAAACGCAGGCGAGCGCGGCAUUCGAAAUGCGGCCGCCGCUCGUGGUCGGCCCGUCGAUCAACGCCUUCUCGGCGGCGCACGAGGCAGCGCGACAUGUGCGACGUCGACGGACGCGAUAGGAGCACGAUGCCUCCCCCGGCUGCCGCGAUGAUGGCAUUGUGCGUCGUCUUACUCCACUUCUGUGUAGCCACUGGCAUCGAAGAGAAUGCGUGCAAGGACAUAUGCGAUCUCAAGGUGGACGCCAUGGUGAAGUUAUUGGGAUGCAUGCGUCAUACAGCAAAUGAUGAUGUAGGCUACAUUAUUGCAAAAUUCAUGUCCAACGACGCGUUCCUCACGAGGGCUCUUUGCGGGGCGGGCUACAACAUCGACAGCCUUCUGAGAUUGUUUUUCGCGGAUGACUUCAUGGGGGAGCUGAAGACCGCCGAGCGAAAAUGCCAGAAAGAGUUGCUGUAGCGAUUCGUGGCUCAGCGCUGCUUCUUCCGUCGAUUAAGGGCAGUACAUGCCUGCGCACAGCCCAAAUGUUACGCGCAAGUUCGCCACUGCUCAUCUACGAUGCGCCGAACUGUGCAGCGGGGCUGCUGCACGCAGGCGUCAAAUGGGAGCUCAUCGAGAGAUCGUACUGCGGAUGGAAGACCAGGUUUUCUCCUUGAAGGACGCAUCUGUGCGACUACGUGCCACAUUUUGAAUUGAAGUUUCGCAGCAGCGACCGCGUUGAUCCACUCGCUUUAACUUGAUGUGGUGAAACGAAGCAACGCAGCGUAAACAGGGACAAGCCGGUGUUUGUAUUUAUUUUGCAGUAUAUAUGCUUGCGCUGUGUGCGGUGUUGGGCUUCUGCUUUUGUUUCUUCAUCGAGGUAGCGUAAGCCUCGGUUUUAUGCUGCUGGGAUGCAGGCCCUCCCGUAUAGACGCUUUCUUCUUUUUUUUUAUUUGCACAAUGACAACCCUAGGGAUACAGGCGUUCGCAAAAAAAGUACACUAUAGAGUACGUGGAUUAUUGAGAGAGAAUGGGAGAGAAAAGUCUAUUUAUUAAAUAAAAAUGAAGUCGAAGCCCCAAGUCUAGGGCCGCGAUGGCGUUACUCAGUGCUGUUCCGAUAAAUUCCGCCAGGUCCCGGACAAAUGGAGGCUCGAUUCAGUCGGCUAGUCAGAGAAGGGGGUCAGCGGAGUGCCUGCAGUUUGCUUCAUGGCUCGUUAUUUCCGUUGAGCGCAAGGAACCGCAGGCAAAAGGGCACCAUUCCUUUUUUUUUUUACUUUUUAAACUCUUUCUUUAAAUAGAAGCAUACGGGCGCAGAAUUUUGUAGGAAAAACUAGCUAAAGCUGGGCAAUUAAACAAUGCGCUGUGAUAAGAGGGCAGACGAGAGACCUGUUGUCCUUGGUUUUUGAUAACGUUAACAGAAAAUCCUCAAGCCGUCUUCGUUGGUUUGACCACACCAUGCACAGGAGGUGCUCUUUCAUCAGGCGAGAUUCGGGUGCUAGUUCGGAAAAGUCGUAACGAUAUUUCAAGGCCAUCCGGACUUAACAGAUCGUCGUAUCACACAGAGCGUGUUUUGUCUGCAGAAUGAUCCAAGCCUUUUGCCGUUAACAUGCACUGUCUAAACUCUAUAUUAAAUGGCUUUUUUUUUCUUUCUGUGUUUUUCUUUUGGCGGUCGUCAGGGUACAUAUUGGGAAAGAAAAAAGUGAGCUGCGAUUUACACCACCCACACUCACACGUAUCAUGCACUCAAUGAAGUAUCGUGCAUAAAAGAAAAGCUAAAAAAAAUGUCGCGCACAACAAGAAAGCUUUAUGUUGGCCGGGAUGCGAAUCCACACAUUACCCGCCAGCGUAUACUGAACAAGCGAUUCGGAUGCAGAUGCUAUGUAGUUGCACAUUAUUUUGUGCUCAGUACCAUUUCCUUGCAUACGCAUUUCUGCAGCGAAUUUGUUUCUGUGUGUAAGUUAUGUGCAAUAAAAGCUUUCUUAAUUGUU
This is a messenger RNA of Dermacentor albipictus, 1973 nucleotides long. RefSeq lists its product as uncharacterized. Lineage: Eukaryota; Metazoa; Arthropoda; Arachnida; Ixodida; Ixodidae. The record is from RefSeq and is a predicted model, not a curated record.